UUUAAGAAACUAAAUAUAUAUCGUUUCAAAAAAAAAAAUAAUAAAUAAAUAAAUAAAUAUUGCAUUAAAUAAAUAAAUAAUUGUAAAUAAAAACCUAACCCUAAUCCGCUAUCUCUUAUAUAUAUAAAAUCCUUGCCCCCAUCUCUCAUUUUCUACUCGUCACCACCAUAAACCCUAACCCUAAUUUUUGAGCAAAAAAAUGGGACGAGUGAUUAGGGCACAACGUAAGGGUGCGGCGGGCUCGGUGUUCAAGUCCCACACGCACCACCGCAAGGGUCCAGCUAAAUUUAGAUCCCUAGACUUUGGUGAGCGCAACGGUUACCUGAAAGGGGUGGUGAAUGACAUCAUCCACGACCCGGGACGUGGGGCCCCGUUGGCUCGUGUGACAUUUCGCCACCCCUUUCGGUACAAGCACCAAAAGGAGCUUUUCAUAGCUGCAGAAGGGUUGUAUAGUGGACAAUUCAUCUAUUGUGGUAAGAAAGCAAAUCUUGUGGUUGGUAAUGUACUUCCUCUAAUGUCUCUUCCUGAAGGAACUGUCGUUUGUAAUGUCGAACGACAUGUCGGUGAUCGUGGUGCUCUUGCUAGGGCUUCUGGUGAUUAUGCUGUCGUUAUUUCUCAUAACCCUGAUAAUGGCACUACCAGAGUUAAGCUUCCAUCUGGUGCCAAGAAGGUUUUGCCAAGUGGAUGCCGUGCUAUGAUCGGUCAAGUUGCGGGUGGAGGAAGGACCGAGAAGCCGUUGUUGAAGGCGGGAAAUGCAUACCACAAGUACAAAGCCAAGAGGAAUUCUUGGCCGAUUGUUCGGGGUGUUGCUAUGAAUCCAGUAGAGCAUCCUCAUGGUGGCGGUAACCACCAGCAUAUUGGUCAUGCUAGUACCGUCGCCAGAGAUGCUGUACCGGGUCAAAAGGUUGGUCUAACUGCGGCCAGAAGGACUGGCCGCCUUAGAGGAACAGAUGCAGCAACUUCCAAAGGCGACAAUUAAAUUUGAGAAAAAAAUAAACUGUUUUUUUUUUGUUUUUCAAAAUUUGAUGAACAUUUUCUUGUUUGACUUCAAUUGUUGUUUUUAUUGUUCUACUUGGAAUUGAUGUUUUGAUAAUUUCUGGAAUUAUGAUUAAUAAUUUGGUUCUAUAUUUUUGAAUCUUUUU
Messenger RNA from Cannabis sativa, 1142 nucleotides. RefSeq names its product large ribosomal subunit protein uL2z-like. Gene Ontology annotation, molecular function: RNA binding; structural constituent of ribosome. Lineage: Eukaryota; Viridiplantae; Streptophyta; Magnoliopsida; Rosales; Cannabaceae. Gene Ontology annotation, biological process: cytoplasmic translation. Gene Ontology annotation, cellular component: cytosolic large ribosomal subunit; ribosome. The transcript is spliced from 2 exons. The record is from RefSeq and is a predicted model, not a curated record. The coding region runs from base 200 to 979 and encodes 259 amino acids.